UACUCGAUCUCCAGCGAGGCCUUCAGGGGCAUGGGCUGGUAGAAACACUCCUUCUGGCCGGCCGGAAGAGUGAAAGUGAAGUCGCUGUCUAAGGAGGGCGUGAAGCCGGCCGCCCCAGGCAGCAGCUGAGAGGCCAAGAGGACCACCGGGAAGGGCAGCCAGAUCUUGUCGCCCAUCCCUGCCUGGGCGAUCUCGGGCUGGAAAAGGCGUGGGAGGCGUGGGUUAUAGGCGUCUAUGCUCCGCUUUUCCUCCCUGGACUCCUCGUGGUUGGCAGGGAAACCUGGAACCUGAAGAAACUCCAGGGAACUAGAGAUGUUGCAAAGAAAGCAGAAUGGGGACCUUAACCAUUGACUUGUGUUUGGGAGAGUCUUCUUAUUUAAGCAGAAGCAAAUUUGUGGAAACAAAAGAGGAAAGAGGAUAGAAACAUUUUCUCUACUAAGAUUCCAUAGCGUCUCAUUUAAUUUCCUGCCAGUUUCUUCCAAUAAGGAAAUGGAGUCUAGUUCCUCAGACUACUAUAAUAAAGACAAUGAAGAAGAAAGUUUGCUGGCAAAUGUUGCUUCCUUAAGACGUGAACUGAAGAUAACAGAAUGGAGUUUGCGGAGUUUAGGGGAAGAGUUAUCUAGUGUUAGCCCACGUGAAAAUUCUGGUUAUGCCUCUAAUCUCUCAAGGUCUGAAAGGCUCGUUCUGGAAGAUCUUUCUCAGCCUAGCCAGCUUGGACUUUUGAAUUACUCACCUUAUAAAAAAGUUUGUAAAAUGCCCAAUAGUGGUACUGAUUUUCAAAAAAAGCCAAGAGAUAAGAUGUCUUUUUCAUCUUCUACCCCUGUGGAUCAGGAAAUCAAAAGUCUUCGAGAGAAACUUAAUAAUCUUAGGCAACAGAAUGCUUGUUUGGUCUCACAGAAUCAUUCUUUAAUGACUAAAAUAGAGUCUGUCCACUUUGAAUUGACACAGUCAAGAGCAAAAGUUUCUAUGCUUGAAUCUGCUCAACAACAGGCAGCCAUUGUACCAAUCUUAGAAGAACAGAUUAUAAAUUUGGAAGCAGAAGUUUCAGCCCAAGAUAAAGUUUUGAGAGAGGCAGAAGAUAAAUUACAGCAGAGUCAGAAAAUGGUGACUGAAAAGGAACAGAGUUUGCAGAAGUCCCAAGAGGAAUGUAUAAAGCUGAAGGUAGACUUAUUUGAACAAAGUAAACAAGGAAAGAGAGCUGAACAACAAAGGAAUGAAGCACUAUAUAAUGCUGAAGAGCUAAGUAAAGCUUUCCAACAUUAUGAAGAAAAGAUGGCUGAAAAACUGGAAAAGGUUCAAGCUGAAGAAGCAAUAUUAGAGAAAAAUCUGAUUAACUGUGAAAAAGAAAAUAAAAGGCUACAGGAAGAGUGUGGUCUAUAUAAAAGUGAACUUGAAAUUCUGAAGGAGAAAUUAAGGCAGUUAAAAGAAGAAAAUAAUAAUGGAAAAGAAAAAUUAAGGAUCAUGGCAGUGAAAAAUUCAGAAGUCAUGGCACAACUAACUGAAUCUAGACAAAGUAUUCUUAAGCUAGAGAGUGAGUUAGAGGAUAAAGACGAAAUACUUAGAGAAAAAUUUUCUCUGAUGAAUGAAAACCGAGAAUUAAAAGUUCGUAUUGCAACACAGAAUGAGAGACUGGAUUUGUGUCAGCAAGAAAUAGAAAGUUCAAGGGUGGAACUGAGAAGUUUGGAAAAAAUUAUGUCCCAGUUGCCAUUAAAAAGAGAAAUGUUUGGUUUUAAAUCAUCUCUGUCUAAGCACCAGAUGAGUAUUUUGUCAAACAAGGAAGACAGUUACAUUGGCUGCUGUGAGACAAAUAAAAUGGUGAUUUCGGAAUUGAGGAUUAAGCUUGCAAUGAAAGAGGCAGAAAUUCAAAAGCUUCAGGCAAACCUGACUGCUAAUCAAUUAUCUCACAAUCUUAUUGCUUCUAAUGACAACCAAGAAAGUGGCAAAUUAAAUAGUUUAGAAACAGAACCUGUAAAACUAGGAGGUAAUCAAGUAGAAAGUAUAAAAGAUCAAAAUCAACAUACUGUGAACAAGCAAUAUGAAAGAGAAAGGCAAAGACUUGCUUCUGGAAUAGAAGAAUUACGUGAUAAGUUGAUGCAGAUAGAAGCUGAGAAUUCUGAUUUGAAGGUUAACAUGGCCCACAGAACUAGUCAGUUUCAGCUGAUUCAAGAGGAGCUGCUAGAGAAAGCUUCAAACUCUAGCAAACUUGAAAGUGAAAUGACAAAGAAAUGUUCUCAACUUUUAACUCUAGAGAAACAGCUAGAAGAAAAAAUUGUUGCUUAUUCCUCUAUUGCUGCAAAAAAUGCGGAACUAGAACAGGAACUUAUGGAAAAGAAUGAAAAGGUUAGAAGUCUAGAAACCAAUAUCAAUACAGAGCAUGAGAAAAUUUGUUUAGCUUUUGAAAAGGCAAAGAAAAUUCAUCUUGACCAGCAUAAAGAAAUGGAAAAGCAGAUUGAAAGACUUGAAUCUCAACUAGAGAAAAAAGAACAACAAUUUAAAGAACAAGAAAAGACAAUAUCCAUGUUGCAGCAAGAUAUAAUAUGUAAACAACAUCACCUUGAAUCACUAGACAGACUCUUGACGGAAAGCAAAGGGGAAAUGGAAAAGGAAAAUAUGAAGAAAGAUGAAGCUUUGAAAACAUUACAGAACCAGGUAUCUGAAGAAACAAUCAAGGUCAGACAACUAGAUUCAGCAUUGGAAAUUUGUAAGGAAGAACUUGCUUUGCAUUUGAACCAAUUGGAAGGAAAUAAAGAAAAGUUUGAAAAACAGCUAAAGAAGAAAUCUGAAGAAGUAUAUUGUUUACAGAAAGAGCUGAAGAUUAAAAAUCACAGUCUUCAAGAGACUACUGAGCAAAAUGUUAUUCUGCAGCAUACUCUUCAACAACAGCAGCAAAUGUUACAACAAGAGACAUUUAGAAAUGGAGAGCUAGAAGACAUUCAAACUAAACUUGAAAAACAGGUAUCAAAACUUGAACAAGAGCUUCAGAAACAAAGGGAAAGUUCAGCUGAAAAGUUGAGAAAAAUGGAGGAAAAAUGUGAAGCAGCCAAAUAUGAAGCAGAUUUAAAAAGGCAAAAAGUUAUUGAACUUACUGGUACUGCCAGGCAAGUAAAACUUGAGAUGGAUCACUACAAAGAAGAACUGUAUAAAAUGGAAAAAGAAAUAAAGCACCUAAAACGAGAUGGAGAAAAUAAAGCAAUGCAUCUCUCUCAGUUAGACAUGAUAUUAGAACAGACAAAGACAGAACUAGAUAAGAAAACAAACGCUGUGAAGGAGUUAGAAAAGUUACAGCACCACACUGAAACUGAACUAACAGAAGCCUUGCAGAAACGGGAAGUACUAGAGACUGAACUACAAAAUGCUCAUGGAGAAUUAAAGAGUACUUUAAGACAACUCCAGGAAUUGAGAGAUGUUCUACAGAAGGCUCAGUUAUCAUUAGAGGAAAAAUACACUACUAUAACGGAUCUCACAGCUGAACUUAGGGAAUGCAAGAUGGAGAUUGAAGACAAAAAGCAAGAACUCCUUGAAAUGGAUCAGGCACUUAAGGAGAGAAAUUGGGAGCUAAAGCAAAGAGCAGCUCAAGUUACACAUUUGGAUAUGACUAUUCGUGAGUACAGGGGAGAAAUGGAACAGAAAAUAAUUAAAUUAGAGGGUACUCUGGAGAAAUCAGAAUUGGAACUUAAAGAAAGGAACAAACAGAUAGAAGGUUUGAAUGAAAAAUUGCAAAAUGCCAAAGAACAACUUCGAGAAAAAGAGUUUAUAACACUACAAAAUGAACAGGAGAUAAGUCAACUGAAAAAAGAAACUGAACGGACACAAGAAAAGAUGAAAGAAAUGGAAAUUGUUAUGAAAGAGCAGGAACAGUACAUUGCAACUCAGUACAAGGAGGCCAUAGAUUUGGAGCAAGAAUUGAGGCUAUCUCGGGAGCAUUUGCAGAACUCUCAUACAGAAUUGGUGGAGGCUCAUCGUCAACAAGUGCAAGCACAGAGAGAAGUAGAAAGGCUGUCAAGUGAACUGGAGGAAAUAAAGCAACUCUCUAAAGAGAAAGAAGCUCAUGGAAAACAUUUAGCUGAAGAGUUGGGGGCUUCUCAAGUACGUGAAGCUCAGUUAGAAGUAAGAAUGCAAGCAGAAAUCAAGAAAUUGUCAGCAGAAGUAGAAUCUGUCAAAGAAGCUUAUCAUCUAGAGAUGAUUUCACAUCAGGAGAAGCAUGCAAAGUGGAAGAUUACUGCUGAUUCUCAAAAGACUUCUGUUCAGCAACUAAAUGAACAGUUAGAGAAAACAAAACUAGAAUUAAAAGAAGCUCAGGACACUAUAAGCAAUUUGCAUCAGCAAGUCCAAGACAGGAAUAAAGUAAUUGAAGCUAUAAACGAAGCAUUACUUAUUAAAGAAUCAGAAUUAACCAGAUUGCAAGCCAAAAUUUCUGGACAUGAAAGGGCAGAAGACAUCAAGUUUCUACCAGCCCCAUUUACAUCUCCAGUAGAAAUUGAGCCUGAUAUUCAAGAUUCAAAAUUUGCUAAGCAUUCUCACACAGCUUUCUUCAAGUGUAGAAAACUACGUCGCUCUAUUAGUGCCAGUGACCUUAGUUUCAGAACUCGUAGUGAUGAAGAUCUUUCUGAAGAAUUACUGCAGGACUUAAAAAAAAUGCAAUUGAAACAACCUUCAACAUUAGAAGAAAGCCAGAAGGAUCUGACUUAUACCCAGUCAGACUCAUUUAAACCUCUCCCAUAUGACCUAGAAGAUGAUAGUUCUGAGAAUAAUGACUUCAGUACACUUAGUGGAAUGCUAAAAUAUAUAAACAAAGAAGUGAGACUAUUAAAAAAGUCUUCUAUGCAAACAGGUGCUGGUUCAACUCAGGGAGAAAAUUUGUAAUUAAAAGAAGACGUUGAUGUGAUGAAAAAUGGAAUUUUUGAAUGUAAGGCAAAAGGAAUGGCUCUCAUGUGUUUUACUCACCCCUGCAUCCCCAGUGUCUGGCAUAUAGAGAUGCUUAAUAAACAAUUAUUAAGUGAACGAAAAAUUGAAUUAAUGAAUGGGAAGACAGGAAAGCCAGCAUAUAACAACCUUCAGUGAUAUGAACUGUGACAGAGAUGACCAACCAAGGAAAUGAU
This is a messenger RNA of Lagenorhynchus albirostris (white-beaked dolphin), 5099 nucleotides long. It is a transcript of the gene CCDC18, whose product is annotated as coiled-coil domain containing 18. Lineage: Eukaryota; Metazoa; Chordata; Mammalia; Artiodactyla; Delphinidae. The record is from RefSeq and is a predicted model, not a curated record. The coding region runs from base 490 to 4863 and encodes 1457 amino acids. The transcript has 31 exons.